AUGGCGGAACCCCAAUCCUUCACAGGCGAAAACACGAUUCUGGCCAAAAACUCACAACAACAAGAAGAAGACAGCCAUGCCCAAAAUAAUCCCUUUUUAUCUUUUGUGUCGAACAUACUUCAAUUAUUCAAGCUGCCUGCACCCAAGAAGAACGGUUCUAUCACUAAAAAUGUUUCGGAAUCCGACCCGAGUGAAAUCGGAGCAUCUGUGAGCGAAACUGUGGUGGAAGACGAAAGUAAACCCGCUGUUGUGAAGUUCCCGAGGCAGAGCUUGGCUCCAUUGAAGAUCGAAGGAGAAGCUGAAGGGGGUGAACAGAAUACUAACCCCGUUAUAUUAUGGCAGGUUUAUGCCAUUGGAGGAUUCUUCAUUUUGCGGUGGGCAUGGAAAAGAUGGAACGAGCGGAAGGGAGAUAAGAAGUCCGGCGAUGAACCUCCUCCAUCUCAUGAUUAA
This is a messenger RNA of Fraxinus pennsylvanica, 450 nucleotides long. The record is from the annotation of a GenBank genome assembly. Lineage: Eukaryota; Viridiplantae; Streptophyta; Magnoliopsida; Lamiales; Oleaceae.